AUGGAGGAUCGGGAUGCUUGUGGAGGAAAGACUUGGUCUUCCAAGGUUCAUCCUACUUGGGGCAUCCCACGCGAAGGUUUGGUGUUUAGAGAUGAUUUUGACGAGGCGGCUCAGCAUCACGUUAUGUCCGGCGGGAAGUUCGCUGCGUUGAUCCAGAAGUACGAAACGGCGCUUCGGGCAGCUAAGGACGAAGCCUUUGCGUUGCGGCAGGAGCAGGAGAUGGCCAAAGAUGUCGAUACGAUGGUGGCCGAUUUGCAGCAGGAUAAACUGGUGCUUGAGUCGAAGGUCGCGGCGCUGAACAGGGAGAUAGUGAAGACUCUCGGACUCCAGGAUAGCAGACCAGCUGAGGGCUCAAGUGAGUGA
Molecule: messenger RNA, 363 nt
Organism: Microthlaspi erraticum
Lineage: Eukaryota; Viridiplantae; Streptophyta; Magnoliopsida; Brassicales; Brassicaceae
Source: the annotation of a GenBank genome assembly